Aaosphaeria arxii CBS 175.79 is the source of this 1040-nucleotide messenger RNA. RefSeq names its product methyltransferase. The record is from RefSeq and is a predicted model, not a curated record. NCBI's taxonomy places the organism in Eukaryota, Fungi, Ascomycota, Dothideomycetes, Pleosporales. The coding region runs from base 42 to 896 and encodes 284 amino acids. The transcript has 5 exons. Gene Ontology annotation, molecular function: oxidoreductase activity.
CUUCGUGAGGGCAUUGUUAUAACUCUGUUACCCUAUGUAUCAUGGCCUCUGUCCAAGCUUGCAUGUCAUUUCUGGAACCUUGGCCGUCCACAGCCGAGAAAGAAUCGCCUUACGUUCGCGGAAUUGUAGAGGAGCAGUAUCCCUCCACUAAUUUCAAGAACGAAGAUCAAACAGUGCAAUUUACCGAUGCAAGAUUGAUAAAAGAGCUAUUCACACUUGACAACAAUGGAUUCGCGUGGACGAACAGUUCUGCCCUCCCCGAUCAAGUGCUUGACGUGAUCAGGUCCAAGGAAAAAGAACGGGUCAUGGGCAAAUACUAUCCAUUGGUGGAGAAGCUAUUGAAAGACACAUUGGGAGCGACGCAUGUAAUCAUUUUCGAUCAUACGUACCGAAAACGAGACCCUAGUUUGGAUCUUAAAGCAAAUCCGAAUGAGAGAGAACAGCCAGCUACAGUAGCCCACUGCGAUCAAUCUGCUCUUGGUGCUAGUCGACGCGUGGAACGCCAUGCGGGCGAUGAUGCUGAACGACUUCUCAAGGGAAGAUGUCAAUUGAUCAAUGUCUGGAGACCCAUCAGCGGAGUUGUGGAAGAUUGGCCGCUUGCGAUGAUGGAUUUUCGGUCAAUGAAGCCAUCCGAAGUCCAUCCAACAAAUAUUUUUAGACAGGCACAUGAUUUCAUUGGACAGACUGUUGGAAUCAAUUAUUCGCCCGAGCAAAAGUGGUACUAUCUUGAGAAGCAAACUCCAGAGGAGGUGACAUUGAUCAAGAUCUGGGACAAUAAAGACGAUGUUGCAAAUAUGUGCGCACAUUCUGCUUUUCAACAUCCGGACCAUGAAAGAGCAAUUAUACCUCGUGAAAGCAUAGAAGUGAGGUGCUUGGUCUUUUAUGAGAACUCAUAGGUACAAGCGCUAUAUUUUGGCUGUUGAUCUCUGUUAAAAAAUAGUCUUCAUGCAGUUCUCAUAUGUUGUUUCGAAAAUAGAGCGAAGUAGCCUUUGAGAGGCAGCUAGUAAGGCGGUUCAGGUUGCAUGUAAGAUAGCAAAUAU